Messenger RNA from Macrobrachium nipponense, 465 nucleotides. RefSeq lists its product as uncharacterized. The record is from RefSeq and is a predicted model, not a curated record. Bases 1 to 465 code for a protein of 154 amino acids. The transcript is spliced from 2 exons. Lineage: Eukaryota; Metazoa; Arthropoda; Malacostraca; Decapoda; Palaemonidae.
AUGUCUAAUUCGGAGACCUUCAGUGAGCCCCUUUCCAUUUACUGGUCAAAGCCUGUUACACGCACGUUGAUUGAACUUUAUCGACAAAAUCUAUGUUUAUGGAAUGUGAAACUGAAGAGUUACAAAAACAGAGACAAGCGCAUUACAUCACUGAAGGCCAUUGCUGCUGAGAUACGGGAACAAGGUGCUGCAGUUACGACAGAUGACAUAAAAAAGAAUAUAGACACGCUACGAAACCAGUUUAGGCGUGAAUUUAAGAAAAUGAAGGAUUCACAAAGGUCAGGAGCUGGGACUGACAAUCUUUAUUCCCCAAAAUUAUGGUGUUACGAUGACCUGGCAUUCCUCACUGAUAGUGAUACAAUAAGACCCUCAGUGUCAAAUAUGGACAGAAGCCACAGUACCGAGGAUGGACACAAAACGUCUGGAGAUACAUCUGAUAGUGAGGUCGACCUGCAGCUCAGCUAA